AUGUUACGCCGAUUGCAGACUCUGCUCCAGAGGAAGUUUAAAAUUUUGCUCUUCUUUCUCCUCGUCUUGGCUCUCCUGAUGCACAUGGCAUUGGACUUGGCUCUCCCAGCUGCUCCCAGCUCCUGCAGCUGUAUCCCAAAAGCAGCAAACCCCUUGGGCCUCCCGCCAUCCGGCCCGUUAGUUUCAGUCCAAAAAAAGUUGAGCUUGAGGAUUCUUCAGGAUUUUAGUGGCAGCAAUGGCUCCUUGGAGAAAGGCUCCCGCUCACUGGAAGGGAGGCCACCAGCAGGUGACAGAAGCAAGACAGUUCUCCGAGAUCGUGACUUUAAGCACCAGUGGGCAGGAGUGAAGUCGGCAUGGACAGGGCGGUCAAAGAUGGCAGCACUCUUUGAGCAUCCCCUCUAUAAGAUCCCAAUCCCGGAACUGGUGAAGAAGGACAAGCUCUUCAGUGUCAACCCCAAAGAGAAGUUCACGCUGAAAAGCAGUGGGAGUGAUGAAUGGGUCAGCAGCAGUAAAGCAGAGAUGGUCCUUCCAACUGGAAAGACCCCAUAUGAUACCUACCCCACAUGGCUCAGGUUCCACAUUGGCAUCAAUCGCUAUGAGCUGUACUCCCGGCAGGACCCCAUCACUCCUACGCUGCUGGAGGAACUGGCUACACAGAAAAUCAUCGGCUCAGUCCAGAAACCUGGAGGGACCCAGCUGAAGUUGAUCAUGACGUUCCCAAAUUAUGGAGAGGCACUCUUCAAACCCAUGAAGCAGACCCGGGACCAAGAGACCCCAGCAGAUUUCUUUUAUUUCUCGGACUUUGAACGACACAAUGCAGAAAUAGCAGCCUUUCACCUGGACAGGUGA
This is a messenger RNA of Chelonoidis abingdonii (Abingdon island giant tortoise), 849 nucleotides long. Lineage: Eukaryota; Metazoa; Chordata; Testudines; Testudinidae. The record is from RefSeq and is a predicted model, not a curated record.